Molecule: messenger RNA, 993 nt
Organism: Chrysemys picta bellii (western painted turtle)
Lineage: Eukaryota; Metazoa; Chordata; Testudines; Emydidae
Source: RefSeq, a predicted model, not a curated record
AUGACGUUCCAAAGAGGUGCUACAUCCCGGAUUAAAUAAUUUGCGAUGGAGACGUGCGGGCGUGACGUCAUCGGCGGGCGACGACUGCAGGGGGAAAGUGGCCGGAAGCGCCUAAGGCUCGCGCGUGGUGGGUAGGUAGCGGCGGCCUCGUUGGUGCGAACGGGAGGCGGGUCUCAGGCACCGCCCCCCAGCUCCCAUUUGCCACAGAGCCGGUGCUUGGGAUGGGGACAGCACAUGGACUCCCAUGGCCCCCCAGCUAGGAGCCGGACCUGCUAGCCACUUCUGGGGCACAGCGUGGUGCCCCAGGACAGUCAAUCUCCCAAUCUGCUACUAUGGAUUCUCUCUUUAAACCGGGUGUCCUCAGCGUCAUUGCAGGAGUCGCAUGUGGAGUAUGCGUGGGCUGGGGCAUGCGUGGGCGAUUCUUUAGACCAUCUAAAGCCAAAAUGCCUCUGUUAGCAAAUGAGCUGGGGAAUGAAGCCAGUAUCAUGGGAGAGUCUGGAGAAUACAAGAUGGUGCUGAUAGUCCGUAAUGACUUAAAGAUGGGAAAGGGUAAAGUAGCAGCACAGUGUUCUCAUGCUGCAGUUUCUGCCUACAAGCAAGUUCAACGAAGAAAUCCUGAGCUGCUUAAACAGUGGGAGUAUUGUGGACAGCCAAAAGUGGUUCUCAAAGCCCCUAAUGAAGAGUCGCUAGUUCAACUCCUUGUUGAUGCUAAACAGCUGGGACUAACUGUGAGUAUAAUCCAAGAUGCAGGUCGUACUCAGAUAGCACCAGGCUCCCGGACUGUACUAGGUAUCGGACCAGGACCAGCUGAUAUAGUGGAUAAAGUUUCUGGCCAUCUCAAACUCUUCUAAGAUGGAGAACAAGCCUCAGUUUUAUUGGAGCAAUUGUAUACUUCAGCACCAACGUAGUAACGGGGAUAAAAUCCAAGCUAUGUUUUCAUUUCUAUGGUUCUGCUUUAGUAAAAAUAAAAAGCAUGUCUAUCUUUUGACCUUU